Messenger RNA from Scleropages formosus (Asian bonytongue), 1454 nucleotides. RefSeq lists its product as uncharacterized. The coding region runs from base 132 to 1394 and encodes 420 amino acids. The transcript has 5 exons. The record is from RefSeq and is a predicted model, not a curated record. Lineage: Eukaryota; Metazoa; Chordata; Actinopteri; Osteoglossiformes; Osteoglossidae.
CGUAAAUAUGAAGCGAACUAGACGCUGCGUAAACUGCGGGGAAUGGAUGAUGUUUUAUUUUUAACAUUUAGUAAUGUAGCCUACUCAUUUUGGGAUGGAUCUUGAUUAGACCUGGAUUGGUCUUUGGUCUGAUGUUGCUGAAAAGUCUUUUGCAAGGAGGGCUGCUAGCAGAACUGGCACAAAAAAGGAAGAAGAUGGACUUAAUCGAGAGGAGGCCCAACAAGUGGUGGACAGAGACAGACACUUUCACCAUGCUGGCCUUGAUCGAAGAGUUGGAUCUGGUGCAUGAACUAGAUAAGAAACGUCAGCGCAAUGAUUUACAUUUCCGCCGCUUGCGCCACAGUCUAGCAAAAAGAGAUAUCCAUUUCACUGUCAACCAGAUCCGCAACCGCUGGAAGAGUCUUAAACAUAAAUACCGUAAAAUCAAGACUGCAGGAUACCGCAGCCAUGCUGCUCGUCUCUCAGCCAUAGAGUCCUUUCGCUAUUUCAAGAAGCUGGAUUGUAUGCUUGCUCGGAGACCCAGGGUGUCUGGCCAGGUGGAGGAGACAACAGCAAGUCAUAACCUGGUGGUGGUCUCCAAUUCUGACCUGGAAGAUCAUACUGACAGUGAUAUUCCUCAGUCUUUCACCACUGUACACCGUCAGGCCACUCUUCUUCGACCAAAGGCAGAUAAUGAGGAAAGUAAAGGACCACCUGAGAACUCACUGGAUUUCAGGUCAACCAGUUUGGAUAUUGGGACAGAGGAGGUUGUGACUUUGGGAUUGUCAGGGGAAUACCUGUAUCCAGUGAAGACUGAACCACAUUUGUUUUCUUCCUUACGAGGACUAGAAAGCACGAGAGAUUCGUUAAGCUGCAGCCCAAGAAAUGUCUCAGGCACUUGUGAGGAUACCAGCAGCCUGAUUCUCCAGCAGCUCACAAUUCUCAACCACCAGCUGGAGGAGCAGCUUGCAGAGCAAAGGGCUUUCCAUUGUAGCAUGCUGGGCCUUAUGGAUCGACAGAUAGAAGUCCUGCAACAACUAUCGAAUACAACAAGGGAUCCCCCAGCAAAGGAAGCUCUUGGUGAACAGGAUCCUGCAAUUAACCAACAAGUUCAUAAUGCUCUGAUGCGCAUCCUUAAGGGUGUGGAGCAGGCCCAGGUACAGGGAUUUGCAGCCUUUCAAAAUAAACCCUCUACCUCUGAAACUAUUCCGCCAUCCUGGACGACUUCUCUGCUAGAGGGUCACAAUGCAUCUCCUCCAAGUGAUGAACACUUACUUUGUGAAACCUUGCCUGAACAGCCUCCAAAUGAAAGGGACUCUGUUCCCUCUGAUGCAACACUUCUUGAACAGCACAGCCCUUCAUCUAGAAAAUGUGCUGUAAUAAAUGGUUUGUCAAAUUUGUGCCAAAACAAGUGAGAUUAUCUGACAUCAGUAUUCUUGUAAUUAAUAAUUAUAGCAUUACAUAAAGUUCAAAGA